Molecule: messenger RNA, 1242 nt
Organism: Metarhizium acridum CQMa 102
Lineage: Eukaryota; Fungi; Ascomycota; Sordariomycetes; Hypocreales; Clavicipitaceae
Source: RefSeq, a predicted model, not a curated record
AUGGAUCACUUUGACGAGAAGCCAAUAGAUUUUUGUGAUGAGCACAUGCCCCAGUACCCGGCGGCUUACUUCAACAACAUGUGCAAUCGAGAACUGUACGGCUGGGUAAUGUUCGAGCGCCGCGGUGAGAUACUGGUUUCUGAUCCGGAGAACCUGUCUGAAGAAUUCAGGGCCAGAGCAAGAGCAAUCAACAUUGACGAUCUUCCGGCAGGCAACCCCACCGAAUGGGUUCUUCCAAAAUACGACCUCGAGGCCGAAAGACUCAAAGACGUUGUCAAAGAGCAACUCGACUGCUACCGCGAACUGGAGGAAGACGGACACCCGCCCUGGUAUCACAGCUCGCAAAUCCAACAUGUCGUCUACAACGCCAAAGACCUGCCGGGCAUCACAGAGCCCUGGAGGGGCAAGUACGACGACGGCAGCCGCGUCCUGUCCAAGCAGCUGCUGCUAUGGAAGAAGUUUCGGCGCUGGCAGGAGUGGCGCCGCGAACGAGCAGAUCAUGUCGACCUCGGGAGAGAAUCGCUUGGCCGCCUGGUGAAACUCGGAGUCGGGCACCUCUCCGAAUUUGCGUUGGAGCCAGACGAAUUCGAACAAGACGAGGCAACGACACUGCUGGAAUAUCUCGACUUUAUCGACUUGUAUUAUGCGCCGAACCGUGCCCUUUUGCAGAGCUGCCAAGGAGCCCAUGACGAAAACCGUGCAAAAUGGAAGGCUUUUGAACAAACAUACUUUCAAAAGAGGGCAAGAAAAUGUAUGGUUACAAGAAGAGGCCAUGCCGCAGGGAACAUUAGCCAUGUAGGUGGCGCCGCAGAGACCCCAACGGGUCGAGCACUCAUGGAAAGGUACAAAGAAGGCGUGGCCAAUCUGGAAAACGCAAAGCGCAUAUAUGGCCUUCGCCAUGCCAUUUGGGAUCGGACCGUGGCUGAACUGACCAGACGUGGGAGACGUGAGCCCGACGCUGUCGACGGUCCCUAUCCGGAAGCACCACUCAUUUCCAGGGAUUCAAUGACAGAAAUUAAGACUAAGGGUGCUGGCGAAGCUGUGCUCCAGACAUACCUUGGACAGGACCAGGAUGAAGAGGUGGUGGACUAUAGAUCACGCAACCAAUGGACAUGGCAAGGACCAAGGCGGUCACGGAUAGAUCAGGGGCCAGCAUAUUCCCCGGGUCAUUUGCGACUCAGUGCCGGAAAUUCUGUAGUGAAUAGUUUGGCAAAAGGUCUCAAACUUGGCAGAGGAGGUUAA